This is a messenger RNA of Pangasianodon hypophthalmus (striped catfish), 2057 nucleotides long. Its product is annotated as LAT2 domain-containing protein. The coding region runs from base 667 to 1206 and encodes 179 amino acids. The transcript is spliced from 13 exons. The record is from RefSeq and is a predicted model, not a curated record. NCBI's taxonomy places the organism in Eukaryota, Metazoa, Chordata, Actinopteri, Siluriformes, Pangasiidae.
UGGUUUUCAGUUGAACAAGUAUUAUAGCAUGCUUUGUAAGCUCAUAAACACUCUCAAAAAAAAAAAAAAAAAAAAAAGGUUCAAGCUGGUUCCCUAACUGGUCACCUAAACUCUCUACGUAGAACCCUGUAGCACUGUGAAACCCUCAGAGGGUUCAAAAUCUUUUGGAAAGCUAAAUAACUUUAGGAACCUUGAGUGUAGACUUUUCAGCCAUCUUGACAGGCUUUCUUAUAAAAUCCAAUAUAGUAUAUAAUUUGUAAUAUAAUUACAGGAUUUUAAAAUUUGUUCAAUUCUUUAUAGACCUACAAAAAAACCCAACAACAGCAGAUGUGUAGUAGCACACAGGCUUUGUGGUGGUCUCCUAACCUGUGUCCGGCGCAUGAACACGCGGAUGUGGUGAGGUUCAGUUUGAAACAGGAAACAGCAUUUCUCACCCUGUACUUUUUUAUCAGACCUUCAGCUGAGACUGGAAGCAAUUGCAUCAGAAUGGGUGCACACUGACGCGCUGCUUAAGAAGGAGUCUCCAGUGUCAGCGCUUUUUAAUAGUCAGGGAGUUUUCCUCCACGGGAAGGAAGCAGAGGGCUUUGUGCUUUCUGGUUUCUUAGUAACAUGACAACCUGCAUUUUUUUUUUCUUAUAACUUCAAGAGAGGAAAAAAAAGGCUGUUAUGAUUGAGGUCACAAGCCAGCAAGGCGCUGUCCUUGCCUUCCUGUCCGUCUCCACCCUGGGCUUCAUCUGUGCUCUCUGUGUACGCUGUAGGAAGAAAUCUAUGAUUGUACAGGAGAAUAACCAACUCUAUAUUCCACAAGUAUUUCACCGAGAGGGGAGCAUGUUUGCUGUGACAAGGUCAAAAACAGUGACGAAAACUAACCAGAUGAGCACGAAUCCAUGUCAGAGCUCAAGGAAUUUUGCACACACAUUUCACAGCCAGCCGGACUCUCUCCAGGACUCAGGAGGCAGUUACCAGAACAUUCCAAAGCCACUUUCUGGCAGUGUGGAACCCACCUAUGUAGACCCAAUAGCAACACCGCCAAACAAAGGCACUGUUUUGGAUGAUGAUGCUGGUGACUAUGCAAAUAUUUUUCCAACGCAAGAUGUCGAACAUGACUCAGACAGUUACGAUUAUGAAAACACAGAAUUCCUGCAAAACAGCAAAAUUGACGACGAUGAUGAGCCAGAUUACGUCAACGCAGAUACGACUCACUAACACAUAAAUAAAGCUUUACACUGUUAUUCAAGUUAGAGUAAAUAUCUAUGAGAAUAGAUUGGCAUAUUUAAUAGCACAGAACCAAUGCAUUGUAAACUAAUUUAAUAUUUCAUGGUUGGCAUGUUGGUCCUUUUUUAACCUUCAGUGAGAUUAUCCAUGUAAUAAAGGCAUGUGUUACUGUGAAUAGUAAGCAAACCUCUUUUUAUGGAAUUAAAAAUAGUAUAAUCUAUGUUUUAAGUGUCACUACAUUGAAAAUAAAAUCUUGUUGAUUUUGGUUGUAGUAGUAAUGACCGUUUCCUUACAUUUCUCUUUAUAUUACAUUAUAAUAUUUAAUUAUAUGUAUAUUAUUUUAAUAUUCUAUUCUAUCAUUUGAUGUAUUCAUGAUAUUUUGUUUUCAUUAUCAUUCCUGGACAUUUUUAAAAGAUCUAUAAUUUUCCUGCAAAAAAGAAUUCCCAAGUACAGGGCUUGAUUUACAUCAUUACUGUUUAUCAUCACAGCAACUGAAAUAAAGUAAUGUUGGGAUUUUAAUAUAAAAGUUAUAACGCUGCUUUGAAAGCUAGAUAUUGCUAAUGGGAACGGAUAAACCCAUUUUAUAUACGCAUAUACAACAUGGUAACCUAUGCUGCAAAUCUCCAUUUAUGUUUUAAUAUACACACAUUUUAGACUUUUUUGUCACUUUUUGCUUUCAGAUGUAAAUGUAAAGAUUAUAUGAGCAUUUGUCACAACACAUUUUUCCUUUAAUUAGAAUAAAAUACAGAAUGAAAUUAGCACAACAUGGCAUUCCAUUAAAUUAUUUCUCAGUCCAGUUCAUGCAGAAGCCCAACCACCUGAAUCAAGUCAUUAAAGACAGU